Messenger RNA from Salmo salar (Atlantic salmon), 900 nucleotides. The record is from RefSeq and is a predicted model, not a curated record. Lineage: Eukaryota; Metazoa; Chordata; Actinopteri; Salmoniformes; Salmonidae.
AUGGCAGACAAGUUUCAGAGGGAAGCUGGAGAUAAAAACAUGGCAGACAAGUUUCAGAGGGAAGCUGGAUAUAAAAACAUGGCAGACAAGUUUCAGAGGGAAGCUGGAUAUAAAAACAUGGCAGACAAGUUUCAGAGGGAAGCUGGAGAUAAAAACAUGGCAGACAAGUUUCAGAGGGAAGCUGGAUAUAAAAACAUGGCAGACAAGUUUCAGAGGGAAGCUGGAGAUAAAAACAUGGCAGACAAGUUUCAGAGGGAAGCAGGAGAUAAAAACAUGCCAGACAAGUUUCAGAGGGAAGCUGGAGAUAAAAACAUGGCAGACAAGUUUCAGAGGGAAGCUGGAGAUAAAAACAUGGCAGACAAGUUUCAGAGGGAAGCAGGAGAUAAAAACAUGCCAGACAAGUUUCAGAGGGAAGCUGGAGAUAAAAACAUGGCAGACAAGUUUCAGAGGGAAGCUGGAGAUAAAAACAUGGCAGACAAGUUUCAGAGGGAAGCUGGAGAUAAAAACAUGGCAGACAAGUUUCAGAGGGAAGCUGGAGAUAAAAACAUGGCAGACAAGUUUCAGAGGGAAGCUGGAGAUAAAAACAUGCCAGACAAGUUUCAGAGGGAAGCUGGAGAUAAAAACAUGCCAGACAAGUUUCAGAGGGAAGCUGGGGAUAAAAACAUGCCAGACAAGUUUCAGAGGGAAGCUGGAGAUAAAAACAUGCCAGACAAGUUUCAGAGGGAAGCUGGAGAUAAAAACAUGGCAGACAAGUUUCAGAGGGAACUGGAGAACUGGCUGAGAGCGGAGCUGGAGAACUGGCUGAGAGCGGAGCUGGAGAACUGGCUGAGAGCAGAGCUGGAGAACUGGCUGAGAGUGGUUGACCAGUCAGGAGCUGGAGAACUGGCUGAGAGGGGUUGA